CUGAAGUGUAUGCUUAUAAAUUUAGUUCUCAUUGUGUCAGCAAACUGUGUGUUAUCAAUUGCCUUACUCCAAUGGCUUCAAUAAGCUUACUUCAAGUUUCCGUAGCUAUCCUUUGCUUUCUCAUCCUUCAUUACUUUCUCUUCAAGAAACCUCAUGGCCGGUACCCUAGGAACUGGCCGGUUCUCCGGAUGCUACCCGCUAUGCUCAAGGCGCUUCACCGAAUCUACGACUACAGCGUGAAGAUUCUCGAAACCUCUGACUUGACCUUUCCAUUCAAAGGACCGCGGUUCACAGGAAUGGAUAUGUUGCUCACGGUUGAUCCAGCUAACAUUCAUCAUAUAAUGAGCUCAAAUUUCUCAAACUACAUCAAAGGACCGGAGUUCCAAGAUGUUUUUGAUGUGUUAGGAGACAGUUUCAUCACCACGGACUCGGAGCUAUGGAAGAAUAUGAGGAAAUCUUAUCAAGCCAUGCUCCAUAGUCAAGAGUUUCAAAGGUUUUCAAUGAGUACCAUGACAAGUAAACUCAAGUACGGUCUUGUUCCCCUUCUUAAUCAUUUUGCUGAGGAAGGAACAACUCUUGACUUGCAAAGCGUCUUCGGGAGGUUCACUUUCGAUACAAUUUUCAUCCUUGUAACUGGUUCUGAUCCUAGAUCUCUCUCCAUUGAAAUGCCUGAAGACGAAUUUGCUAAAGCUCUCGACGAUGUUGGAGAAGGGAUUCUUUAUAGGCAUUUUAAACCAAGGUUCUUGUGGAAGCUGCAAAACUGGAUAGGAUUCGGACAAGAGAAGAAGCUCACUGAAGCUAAUGCAACUUUUGACCGCGUGUGUGCCAAAUACAUAUCAGCCAAGAGAGAAGAGAUUAAAAGAUCACAAGGGACUUCCAAUGGAGGAAGUCAGGAUCUUUUAACUUCCUUCAUAAAGCUAGACACGACCAAGUACAAGCUCUUGAAUCCGAGUGACGAUAAGUUCCUUAGAGACAACAUCUUAGCUUUCAUUCUAGCGGGAAGAGACACAACAGCCACCGCUCUCUCUUGGUUCUUCUGGCUUCUCUCUGAAAAUCCACAUGUGGUAGCCAAGAUUCAUCAAGAGAUCAACAUCAACACUGAUCUAUCAAGAACAGGAAAUAGCCAAGAGAAUGUAGACAAGUUGGUGUAUUUACAUGGUGCGUUGUGUGAAGCAAUGAGACUCUACCCACCAGUUUCCUUCGGACGCAAGUCUCCAAUCAAAUCAGAUGUGCUUCCAAGUGGCCAUAAAGUUGAUGCAAACUCUAAGAUUAUUAUCUGUCUUUAUGCAUUGGGGAGGAUGCGAGCGGUUUGGGGAGAAGAUGCAUCGCAGUUCAAGCCAGAGAGAUGGAUUUCGGAGAAUGGAGGCAUAAAACAUGAGCCUUCCUUCAAGUUUUUGUCGUUUAAUGCCGGUCCAAGAACUUGUCUAGGUAAACAUCUAGCUAUGACUCAAAUGAAGAUAGUGGCAGUGGAGAUAUUACGAAACUACGACAUUAAGGUUCUCCAAGGACAGAAGAUUGUGCCAGCUCUUGGUUUUAUAUUGUCAAUGAAACAUGGUCUUCAAAUCACUGUUACUAAGAGAUGUUCUGCUUGAAAUUAUUCAUGUAUUAAAUAAAAAAAUCAUUUUGGUUUGGUUUUGAUUUGGUUCUUAGUUUUUUUUUUUAGUUUUAC
Molecule: messenger RNA, 1669 nt
Organism: Arabidopsis thaliana (thale cress)
Lineage: Eukaryota; Viridiplantae; Streptophyta; Magnoliopsida; Brassicales; Brassicaceae
Gene: CYP96A2
Product: cytochrome P450, family 96, subfamily A, polypeptide 2
Exons: 1
Coding region: 72-1592 (506 amino acids)
Molecular function (GO): heme binding; oxidoreductase activity, acting on paired donors, with incorporation or reduction of molecular oxygen; iron ion binding
Source: RefSeq, marked reviewed